Messenger RNA from Plutella xylostella (diamondback moth), 1154 nucleotides. RefSeq lists its product as uncharacterized. The record is from RefSeq and is a predicted model, not a curated record. Lineage: Eukaryota; Metazoa; Arthropoda; Insecta; Lepidoptera; Plutellidae.
UUCAUUAUGAAAAAAAACUAUGCACCAAAAGUUCACUUUAUUUAUUAUCUUUCAGGAGGAUUGGGUGCUUGGUUUUAUGUUUUCAAAAAACUGGCAUUCUCUAUAUACGGCCUUAAAUGUUCUAUAACUGUUAUUGUUCCAGCUCCACAGUUGGCAUCAUUAUGGGAAGUUCCAUUGCUAGCAUUAUCAGCAAAGAUUUGGUUAUUGUACUUCUUCGCCGGAGUUUUUGCUUCUGCUGCUCUUUAUAUGGCCAAUAAUUAUUCAACUCGACACAUUUUUUUGCUGCCAUAUCGAAUUUCCCUUGCACAGGCUCAAUCAGAUCACAAAAAGCCCAAUUGGAAGAUUCGACGCGUCACAUGUUGGCUUCUUCUUACGAUUGUCAUAAUAAAUAGUGCAUAUAGUGCUGGAUUGUCCACCAACUACACAAUCCAAAAAUACGAGGAUUCUAUAGACACAAUUGCAGACGUCGUCGAUAGAAACAUGGAAUGGGGUGCCGUUCAUGAGGCUUUUAUUUAUACCCUUCUCAAUUCUCAAGAUCCUGUAAUAAAAGGACUGGUGAAAUUGUUUCGCAAAUACAGUCCUCAAGAAAUGAUGCAGAAAUCGUAUUCAGUUGACAUGGCAUUUGCUAUGAUGAAAUUGCAAGGAGGUAACAUAAAUAUCGGCAGAUUUAUAACCGAAGACGUAGUAUCAAACUAUAUGAUACUACUAGAUGAUAUAUAUUACGAGUAUAGCCUUAUUAUGGGGCGAAAGAGUUCUCCACUUCUGGACAAGUUGAAUGUACUUCUACUGCGACUUCAUGAAACAGGACUGACUUUGGCUUGGGAGAACCAGAUUAGUCAACGCUACGGAGACUACAAAGUGCAAUUGGCUAUAAAAUUCUCUCGGUUAAAAAAGGAGUCAAAAACGGGGCCUCUGGGAUAUUACCAUUUAGAGGUGAAUAUCUAUAGAUAUUGGGCCAAGAAACCUGAUGGUAGCAUUGCCACUCUGAAAGGGUUCAGGUUUCUUUGAGAAUAAUUAUUACAGAAAACUUUAUUGACAUAAAUAUAAUAGGUAUCUGAGUGUUUUUUACUGGCUUUCUAGCCAGGAAACAUUUACUAAAAUUUAAUUCGACAAACUGAAGAAAGGUUUAAACGAAAUCGUUCCAUUUGAUUCUC